Molecule: messenger RNA, 3177 nt
Organism: Cottoperca gobio
Lineage: Eukaryota; Metazoa; Chordata; Actinopteri; Perciformes; Bovichtidae
Gene: lims2
Product: LIM and senescent cell antigen-like domains 2
Exons: 11
Coding region: 249-1472 (407 amino acids)
Biological process (GO): positive regulation of integrin-mediated signaling pathway; positive regulation of substrate adhesion-dependent cell spreading; cell-cell junction organization
Cellular component (GO): focal adhesion; cytoplasm; cell-cell junction
Source: RefSeq, a predicted model, not a curated record
AAUGAGAGAAAGAGGGUGUAUGUGUGUGUGAGGGAGGGAGAGAGAGGAAGAGUACUCCCAGCGCAGUCUGAUCAGUGUUUCGGUCUCCUUCUUGCUAUGUGGAUUAUAGCUCCCACUGCUCACUGGAUUGACGUUCCCAUUACUGGAAUCUUACAUUGAACCAGCAGAGAGGAUUUUCUAUCGGAGUGUUUUGGUAUUUGACAGCAGUGACUUUAAUACAGGUGGAAGUUUUCAGUGAAUUGUUGUAGAUGAGUAUGGAGUUGAACGGCCGUGUCCUGCCGCCGUCAAUACCUGAGGAUGGAGAAGCCCCGGACCAUGUUGCUCAUGGGGAGAUAAAUGGUUACCACCAAAGACUUGGGGGCGAUGAUGGAGGAGAGGCUGAGGUCCCGGUGUCCAAGUCCCAGAGACGAAAGAGUGAUGUCAAAGUCUAUAAGGAGUUUUGUGAUUUUUAUGCUCGCUUCAACAUGGCCAACGCUCUGGCUAAUGCCAUGUGUGAGCGCUGCAAGAGUGGCUUUGCCCCGGCUGAGAAGAUAGUGAACAGCAACGGGGAGCUUUACCAUGAGCAGUGCUUUGUGUGCGCCCAGUGUUUCCAGCAGUUCCCAGAAGGACUCUUCUAUGAGUUUGAAGGCAGGAAAUACUGUGAACAUGACUUCCAGAUGCUGUUCGCUCCCUGCUGCCACCAGUGUGGUGAGUUCAUCAUUGGCCGCGUGAUCAAGGCUAUGAACAACAGUUGGCAUCCGGACUGUUUCUGCUGUGAUAUCUGCCAGGCUGUGCUCGCUGAUGUUGGAUUCGUUAAGAAUGCUGGAAGGCACCUGUGUCGUCCAUGUCACAACAGAGAGAAAGCUCGGGGCCUCGGCAAGUACAUCUGUCAGAAGUGCCACGCCAUUAUUGAGGAGCAGCCUCUCCUGUUCAAGAAUGACCCUUACCACCCUGAUCACUUCAACUGCAACAACUGCGGUAAGGAGCUGACGGCUGAUGCCAGGGAGCUGAAGGGGGAGCUCUACUGUCUGCCCUGCCAUGACAAGAUGGGUGUCCCCAUCUGCGGGGCCUGUAGGAGACCCAUUGAGGGCCGUGUGGUUAACGCCAUGGGCAAGCAGUGGCACGUGGAGCAUUUUGUGUGUGCUAAGUGUGAGAAACCCUUCCUGGGACACCGUCACUACGAACGCAAGGGCCUGGCCUACUGUGAGACUCACUAUAACCAGCUGUUUGGAGAUGUUUGCUACCACUGCAAUCGUGUCAUCGAAGGAGAUGUGGUGUCUGCGCUCAACAAGGCUUGGUGUGUCAACUGUUUUGCUUGCUCUACCUGCAACACCAAGCUCACCCUCAAGGAUAAGUUUGUGGAGGUGGAUCUGAAGCCGGUGUGUAAGCACUGCUAUGAACGCCUGCCGGAUGACAUGAAACGCCGACUGGCCAAGCGUGAACGUGACUCAAAAGAGAAGAAGAAGAAAUUACUGAAACCCAUGUGUCUGUGAUCUGCUCUUUCUCCUUUUAUCCUCACUUCCGCUGUUCUUCCUUUGGAACAAGUUUGUGGAGUUUGACAUGAAGCCCGUGUGUAAGAAGUGCUACGAGAAAUUCCCUCUGGAGCUGAAGAAGAGACUGAAGAAGCUGUCUGAAACUGUUGCCCGGAAGUAAAGACACAGCUGAGCAGCUACAGGAAGAGAGAAACAGAUUAGAAAUGCAAGUCACACUUCCAGAAUUGACAAUCGUUUAAGAUGGCAUUUGUGUGUUUUAUACAAUUGGUAUGUUAUAUUUAGGUUGGUUAUUUCAGCAGAACACACCACUUUUUGUCCUUUCAGUUGCAGAGGAUCAUUUAAUGAGCCUGAAACUGACGGAUGCAGGGUCAGGCAGGGUCAACAUUAACCUGUCCAGUGCCUUUUCGCUCAAAUACUGCACUGUAUAUCUUUCACAUGCUUGCCUUAGUUCACUAUAUGUAUUAAACCUAAACACAGAUGAUGAUGGUCCUGUAUUUCAAAAUGACAUAUGAGCUUUAAGAGAACAUAGAACCAUGAGAAUAAUAAAAAGGCUGUUGGACUGCUUUCCACCUUGUCUCAUGAUGCCAAGCCCUGUGUCCCCUGUUUGACUAAUGUUACUGAUACUCUUGUAUAAUUAUGGAGUAAACCCAAAGACAGUUGAGCAAAAUACCGUUUUAUUGAAUUUGUAUAUAGUAUCUCUAAUAUUUCCUGGUUUUCACCAACAUGUAUUGUUUUAUGGAUUAUUAAUGUGUAUGUUCUUUAAUAUUAUGCAGAAUAGGUUUGUGUUUAGCUCUAUAAAGUUAGAAUUUCUUCUUGCAUCUACAGUUUUUUGUCAUCAUACUGUAGCCAUCACCUGCAGUAUGUUGGAUUGCCUUUAUGCGUGCAAUACAUUUUAUGUGGGAAACAAUCUGUCUGUGUACACUGAGUUACCUGUUUCUUAGAUUCACUUGUACAAUCUAAUAUAAUCCAAUACAACAUCCCAAAAACAUUUUUAAAUAAAAGAAAUGUCAUCUACUCUCAUUUAUAGUAAAUGCAUGAGGGCAACUGGAUAUUAGAAACAACAUUCAAAGUAAUGCAGAGUCCAAUUCCACACCGUAACAACAGCUUUAAAAUUACAAUAGAGAUGCAGCAACACCUCUGACACGCUGUCAACAAAUACUGAAGAUAAUAAGUAAUGUUGGGAGUAAUGUUAGAUGCUGGAGAACAUGCGUCUCUGGUGACAUGUCUCUGUAAUCCAGAGAAAGUGAUCCUCUUAGAGGUGUACCGACUUCCUCACGGCUCAGACCCUCUUAGGAAAGUAAGCCAACUGUUGCGCAUGGGACAGAAUCUUUUCACUUGAGCCAUAUUUUAUCAUAGAAUGCUUAUAUUUUACAAAGUAGUUUAAUAGAAACACACAUUCCACUAUUUUAUUGAAAUAGACAACCUAUGUUACUGGGAAUGUUACUACUUCUCUGAUGUCAUGUAGAAGUACAAGUGUCCUCUGAACUUCAGCUCCGAUAUCUUAUUACCUGGGCUCCUGAGAUAACUACACAGACAGGCACUGCUUUUAUACUGCAUUUUAUCUUCGCAAUGCUUGUUAAAAGACAAUAUUUAUUCAUUGUAAACACACCAAAGUGCAUGUUCUAGAAUGAAUGGAAAGCCACUUUUCAUUAUAUCUAAAGUAAUUAUGUCAACUCAUCUGAAUAAACAGUGUAUGUCAAUGCAA